Molecule: messenger RNA, 492 nt
Organism: Dovyalis caffra
Lineage: Eukaryota; Viridiplantae; Streptophyta; Magnoliopsida; Malpighiales; Salicaceae
Source: the annotation of a GenBank genome assembly
AUGACUAGAAGCUUCGGGCAUUUUUUGACAAGAGGAUCUCGCAAGAGGUCAGCGGAGAUGCUCUUAGGAGAGAAAUUUAAGGGCUAUGUCUUCAAAAUGAUGGGAGGUUGUGAUAAGCAAGGAUUUCCCAUGAAGCAAGGAGCGCUAACCCUUGGCCGUGUUCGUAUCUUGCUUCAUAGAGGGACCCCCUGCUUCCAUGGAUAUGGAAGGCGCAAUGGAGAACGCAGGAGGAACUCUGUGCGUGGGAUCACCAUGAUGGCAUCACACCUUUUCACGGAAUUUAAGAUUUGUGUGUUCCGCAAAAUUUUCACCGAAUGCUACAAAACACACUAUAUUAUACAAUUUGGUAAAUUGAUUAUUGGAUGCACUCAUUUAACAACUGGACAACAUACAAUCACUUUCGAUUUCAGUUACAGUUUUGCUAAGGGAUCGACCAUAAAAACUAUAUGUAGACUUUGUAAGAUAGGCAACGUGCCAAAUGGUGCCAAUUGA